Molecule: messenger RNA, 2613 nt
Organism: Ectocarpus siliculosus
Lineage: Eukaryota; Phaeophyceae; Ectocarpales; Ectocarpaceae
Source: the annotation of a GenBank genome assembly
AUGUGGCGGCGCGGUUUGGUCCACCCGAGAGACGCCGAGGCGUGGAAAACCGCCUUCAUCGACAUUGAGGGUGGUGGCCAAGGACAGCUUGUUGUUUCGGCGGCAGAUGAUACCUGGCGAGUGAUCCUCUGCUGGGCAUCAGCUGGCAGGAGGAUCGAAGUCGAUCCCCGAGGCAUCCCGUUCUCUCUCGUGGACCUUCAGGGUUCGCCUGUACAAAACAAGAACGCUCUUGACGGCGGGAACUACUUCCGCAACCUGUAUUCGAUCCUGCUGGAGCGAGACAUCGGGGAAGAAGAGUUCGACACAUGGGUUUCGGGGGAUACCAAACCACCUCCACUGACGUUACGCCAUCUCCACAAAUGGCUCAAUACGAACAAGGCUAACGUCGUUGUGUGGUCACACAGGGGCACUGGCGCCGAUGUUGCUGGGCCAUCUGACGAGAAAACGAAUCUCCGACCGCCCACAUUGCACGUUGGGGUUCGUGAGGGACACGUUUACCGGCUGGUGCUCGUGGGGCCUUGGAGGGAGCGGUUUGGAUCACCUAUAGACGUGACCAUCGAAAACGGCAUUCGAACCCACCGUAGAUUCCGUCGAAUUGCCGAGACGACCGAAGAGGAAGAGGAACCGGAUAGGACUGGUUGUGGAACCAAGACAUUCUCGUGUGUCGCUGACAUUGUGAGUGAUAUCCUGGCCAACAAUCAAACAGAGGAGGAAGACCACCACCAAGAGAUGGCGCAGAAAAAGCGGAAGCGUGAAAAAGCAUCAGAGCCUAAGACGUGGUACGCACCGCCGGGAACGGCUCUUGACGAACUGAUGCUCCACCUGCACCUCGUUGGAGUCUCUUGCAGCGGUAGGCUUUCCAACUACAGCCACUGGGACUCCCUGUCGUUACCGGCACACGGUAUAACCAUCCGAACCUGGUGCAGUGCGAGCAUGGGCGGGCUCGACCCUGAUGAGUUCGAGCCCGACCAGGCGACAAGAUUGAUCGAGCUGCAUAAUGCGCUGGGUCUAAAGUUCUACCGUGGUGUUUUGGAUUUUCGAGUGUCGAGCCAGUACAGCCAGUCUCUUCUCGCCCUCCUUGAGGUAUGCUGGCGAGGGCCUAUCGUCGGGGCGGAGGAUGUGUCCGGGAGUUCAUACGGGAGGGAAGACUGGCAGUGUGACAUCAACGGGGCACACACGGCGGCUCUGAUGAACAUGGAGACGGUACCCGUUUUCGGCCACAUGGACGAAGUGGAGGAGUUCGAUGGACACGAUAUUGAGGAUUGGACCCUGUACAUCAUAAACCUGGACGCGCUCGACGAGCCAGACGUUUUCCUGAACGCGGAUGUGACGCCAGUCUUCGGUCGAAACUAUAAGCGAUACCUCGACCUCAUCGACACCGCGCCUCGUCAUAGAGUCACCCACUUCGUGCGGCCCUCGAGGACCGUCGGCAGGUGCCACAUUCCCACCCUGGUCAUUCCUCUGUGGGGUGGCGUCGGCGCCGGCUUCAGUUCGAUGGGAGACGCGCACAACGCCUGGUGUUCUCUCGAGAAAAGCACCAAGCGCAAUCUGUGGCCGGAAAUAUGCGAGGCCGAGUCACCUUCGAAACUAGAAAGUUUACUCCGCGGCUUGUUGUCUCAGCAAGGUUCAAGAGUGGUGUGUGCGGUGACCGGAGAACACGGAGGGGCGGGGAAGAGUUAUUGUGCCUUCCGCGCUGCGAAGAAAAUCUUUAAGACGGGGCUGGUCGUGACCCCCACCAAUAGUCUGAGAACGUCCUUUACAGACAUGCCAUCCGGAUGGAGUGUAAAGACCGCCGAUCACCAGCUCGGGUUCUAUCUAGGUAAUGAUUCAGAAAUGAGGAAGACGGCGGGGUCGAUACGAACGCUCAAGGUCGACGUAAUCAUCAUUGAAGAAGCUGCUUAUAUGCCUCUGCGGACCUUAAGCAUGAUCCUGGCCGCUGCUCGUUGUAGCGGUACCCACGUGAUCGGGACGUACGACACGCACCAACUCCAGCCCGUUUGUGAGAGCAGUGGCAUGUCGAUUAGCAGCGACAACGUCGACAGGAAAGUCAUCCUCGAAAAAGCCUUCCCCACAUGUUUUCACGUCUUCGCGCGCAAGCGGGAUAAAACUACCGAAGAACAAGUGGAGAUGGACGACGGUCUCUUGUACAUUCUGGCCGCAGGAAACAACAGUCAAGAGGCGCAGACUCGAGCCAUCGAGAGGUUUGGUCGUGAAUGUCCAACGGGCAACGACCCUAGCCCUUCAGAAUUUCACCUCGCUUACACUAGAGACUGUGCUCGGUUCCACGCCUUUCGAGGAUUGCUGGGGUGCGACGAAGCUGGUGGCUGGGAUGGGCUGGGGCGUACAACGGUUAUCGGUGCACAACACCGGGACCUCGGGAACCUGGGCAAGGUUCAUAAGAAUCACACCUACAACAUCAUCCGAUCCUCAGCAGGGUCGAACGGUCGAGGGAACGUUGAUCAUCCACCAAGCCCGGCAUCCUCGCGCCGACGUGCACUGGCUGUAUACGGCGGUCAGUCGAGCGACAGGACCCUCGAGCGUCAGGGUCAUAGACGACAUUCAUCGCAGCGAGAGCGACAUGUCCGAUCGGGUGAGGACAUCAUGGGUUUCUAG